Neodiprion fabricii is the source of this 1756-nucleotide messenger RNA. RefSeq lists its product as uncharacterized. Lineage: Eukaryota; Metazoa; Arthropoda; Insecta; Hymenoptera; Diprionidae. The transcript has 4 exons. The record is from RefSeq and is a predicted model, not a curated record. The coding region runs from base 456 to 1436 and encodes 326 amino acids.
CGGAGAAGGUCGCGCUGCCGUUAUUAGCCCGCAUGGCAGUCAAUCGGUACUGGAAUAGUUUCAAUUUUUUUUUAUCAUUAUUGUGCCGUUAAAGUACAGUGAAACACCGCCCGGAACGCGGUAAUUGUUCGGUAGAAUUGUUUUCUAUUCGAGUUAAAAACGCGAUCGGAUGAAUAACCGAGCGGUGGUGAAACCGCCGCGGAUCGCCGAUCGCCGCCGAUCUCGCCGGCCGGUUUUAUUAUUGUGAGAUUGGAAUACAUAUAUAUAUAUAUAUAUAUACAUUAUUAUUGCAGUAACAUACCGUACGCGAGUGAAAUUUCUACCACACGUCGGUUACCGUACGGUGCUGUUUCGUUUAUUCUGUAUUAUUUUUUUUCUUUGCACAAGGAAGUCGGGUCAAGAGAUUCGACUUUUUUGGUAAAACCGGCCGAUUUUCGCGACGCGAAAUCGGAGAUAUGCAGCCGGCCGCGUCUGGGCGGCCGAUCAUGCCGCGACUCGCACUACUUGCUGCUGCUGGCGUCUUUUUCUACUGCUGCUGCACGAUGAGGGGGACUCGUUUAGGUGGCGUCGAAGCUCUGGAGCUGACGAGGCUGGACGUACCGCUGUUCGUCGAUCCGAGAUCGGCAAAGGUCGCGCUACGGUGCGAAUACGACUUGGAAGGGGCGGGGCUCUACUCGGUGAAGUGGUACAGAAACGACUUUGAAUUUUUCCGCUACAGGCCUGGGGCCCAGCCACCCGGACAGGCUUUCCCCCUCUUGGAGGUAAAAGUCGACCUCGAGCGAUCCGACGCCGAGCAAGUUACUCUCCUGGGGCAGGAAGAAGGGGUCAACCUCGCCGGAUCCUACAUGUGCGAAGUCUCGACCGAAGGACCCCAAUUCCUCAUCAAAGAAAAAACGGCCAAUAUGAGCGUCGCCGUCGUGCCCAAGAGGGAUCCCGUCCUCGAGGGCGUUAGGCCGACCUACGACCUCGGCGAACUGCUCCAGGCAGAGUGCACCUCCGCCCCCGGCUACCCUCCCGCCAACCUGACCUUCAUCCUCAACGACAAGCAGGUUCCGUCGGCGCUGACGCGAAACCUGACGCCGGAUGUGACGCUCCCCAUGGACGUCGGAGGUCAGCCUCUUCAGCUAUCAACGACACGCCUGGGGUUGACGCUGCGACUCGAACGCGGCCACUUUCCAGGCUCAAGCCUGAGUCUCGUCUGUCUUUCCACCCUGCCCGGGAUCUCGGCGGCACGAGCGAGAAAAACGGAAGUGACGUCGACGCUGGCGGCGAGCAGCGGCCGCCUCCAGCAGGAACCUCCGUCGCCCUCUUCGGCGACCCUUAAUUUUCUCUCGAUAAAUUUUUUACCGUUAUCCCUGACGGUGAUUAUUAUCUCCGGGAAAUUCCUUGACGCCGAAUUACCCUUCGCGCAAUCAACCAUCUCCCGGGGUUACUAGAUAAACGGGCUCUCCCCAAAUUACUCGAGGGGCACCGAACCUGCCGCCAUUAUCCUCCAGGGUCCAGGAUGAUAUCCCAAAGAGGUUGGUAUUAUUGUGAUUCCACCGGUGUAUGAGUGUGUUACAUAUAAAUAUGUUUACAAGAAUUACACAUACACGUACAUAUAUAUAUACAUAUAUAUAUAUAUAUAUAUAAAGAUAAGACUUGGUUAAAGAUUAUUUUAAAAAAUACUGUGUUGUAAAUAAUAGGGUAUGAGUGGAUAUAGUGGUUAGGUGUUUAUUGAAUAAAGAUACGACGUGAAUGACGGUGAUACAAUGUA